Trypanosoma brucei brucei TREU927 is the source of this 4164-nucleotide messenger RNA. RefSeq lists its product as hypothetical. Gene Ontology annotation, biological process: COPII vesicle coat assembly; Golgi organization; autophagy. The transcript has a single exon. The record is from RefSeq and is a predicted model, not a curated record. Bases 1 to 4164 code for a protein of 1387 amino acids. Lineage: Eukaryota; Euglenozoa; Kinetoplastea; Trypanosomatida; Trypanosomatidae. Gene Ontology annotation, cellular component: ER to Golgi transport vesicle membrane; endoplasmic reticulum exit site.
AUGAAUACAAACCGGCCGAACACAUCUGGCGUUCCCUCUUCUUCCUCCACUGCCGGCCCCUUGGCUUUACGGAGCGGAAGCACCGCAGGGGUUGUUGGGGGAACUGACGCUGGUAGAAGCGGCAGCAGAUCAAUGGAUUAUAACCCGUUCUCUCUCAUGGAUGUUGGGACGGCGAAGAUUGGGUUUGAACAAUUCCAUGGGGUGCCGUCGUCAAUGCCGAUGCAACAGCAACAGCGCGGGGUGCCAACAACAGCCACGUCCAUGGGCUCUGCUGUUGACUGUCAGCUUCGCAAGUCUUCGGCAGGAACCCAACAAGGAGACCACUCAUACUACCAGCAACAGCGGCAACCUUCUCUGUCCCAACCUCAACAGCGCACGAAUCUUUCGCUGGAUUUGGCGAGAGUCACCCAGUUGGCAUCACAACGCAGCGGCUCAGCCAUUACAACCACACGACAAGAUAUCGUGACACCAUCCUCCGCGAACCGCUCGGUUUCUCAGAGCUCUGCUCUGGAUUUAAAAACCAGGGGGGGCUCUCUAGAUACCGUCACGUCCAUGCGCUCUGGAACAGAUGGGGAGCCACAUGGUAGAGUUGCGAAGCGUUCAGCAAUCUUUAGUAACUUCCUCAAAAGGGAUCCCCCAGACUUUUUGAAACCGUCGCCAAACACCUUACUGCGGCGACAAGGGUCAAGCACAGCGGUGACCGCACGUGGGCUUUUUGGUGACCAGUCUCGCUCUGGCAGCACCGCGACAAACCCAGACGCGCACGUGUCGCGUCCGCAACACCAGGAACAACUACUGGACCCCUCGCCAUCGCAAGGGUACUCUCCAGGGUUUGUGCUCUACACAGCGAGGGAAAGGGACCGCGUCAAACCUGCAUUCUUCAGUCAUUCUGCAUUGACAGCUCGACCGAGUGCUGAGGAUACUUCAACACGGUUUGUUUCAUCUGAGCAGUGUGUUUCCCCCCUCCCGAGCAGCACGAAUCAAGCGACAGCUUCGCACCUUCCCCAAGGACCCCCGCUGGGCGUGAACAACCCUGGGGCGACAGAGCCUCACUUUACUGACAGUGGAAGCGCCUCAACCGUUGUUUCAACGGCCACUGGGACGCAUCUGCCCCAUGGUUCAGAUUCUGUUGUUUCUGCUCCGAAUGCACUCACCAGUGAUUUUCAUGUACCCCAAAUGGACAUAGCCGUGAGAGGUGUGUUGGGAGAUACGAGGUUAUCUAACGCCACGACAUCGUCAGCAUCACAGAGUCUUGCCUACCUAACUCCAGGUGCUGAGGUUGCUGUCAGCGAAAAUUAUGCUGAGAAAAACAAUAUUCUGGUUAGCAGGCCACCUUCAGCUCCUCAUGCUCACAUGCCGUUGCCGGCGGAUCCGGGUGUGGGAAGCGUCCUCUCGGCGGACAACGUGGCCAUGAAUCGGGGUGAUGCUCUGGGGCUGCCAAUGCCGCAAGGCAUCCCAAAUGAUGGGUUGAGUCCAAAUGGAACCGAAGAAACGGCUUUGGCUCUUCCUCCUCCUCCUUUUCCUGGGUUUGGGCAUCCCCAUAAGGUAUGCCCCGCUGCUGUUGUGCCUGCCGGUGAUGACGUUGCUGCGCCUCAUGUAACCUCCGCUACGCACGGCCUUGGUUUCCCGCCCACGGGCCGCCAACGGCAGGAGCGGACGGAACACGAUACACAGGCUUGUGUGUUUAUCGACGGCUUUGACCCGAGCGAAGCCCCCCCAGCUGCGCCGUCCUAUGGGGAUGCCGUAGACGGUUCGUCUUCGCAAGAGUGGCACGAUGGUUCGCUGCAGGACGCGGUUGCCACAGCGCCUUCUAAUGUGGGGUCCGAGGCUUUGCUAUUUGAGGGCCCAACUCAGGCAGGGGAAGUUGGUACUAACAUGUGUCCCGUUGAAGAGGGGACAUCUCCGGAAGCGCGGCUGCCGGCUUUAGAUAUGGCUGCUCUCCCUGUGUCCAGCCGCCGUGAAGGGAAAGGUUGGGGACAACAACAUCGUCCACGUGGUGGAGCCCCGUGUUUUGCCGUAUUUUCUCCUACGGGCUGUGUUAUUGCAGUGUUUAACGCUCCCAAUCCCUCCGUGAAGCCCAGGUUUGUAUGCAGUCGUGUCGCGGACAUACUUUCUGGGAAGGCGAAAGGUAUGAACCCUUCCAAAGUGGGUGAAGACUAUGUAACGACCCUUCGCGUUUCGGCUGCAUUCACCCUUAGAAAAAUCAAUGAAAACAAAGUUCCACUGACGUCUCUCCGCGAAGCCGUCCAGCAAGUGCCCGACAUCCUUCCGCUUCUAAGGGGCGUUUUGUCCUACGCGCUGCGUGACCCGUUGCCUGACUGGCGUAACGGUGGACAGAAGGAGCUUACCAAAAUGCUCUCGGAGGUGGCUGAGCAGGUGCCCCCCUCCAGUGUGAUGAACCCUAUUCGGCUGUCCGACCCAAAUUUGUUGAAGAGGGACCCGGAACAGGGUCUGCGGGAGGUGCAACGGUUGUUGCUUAUUGGAGAGCGUGAGGCUGCCGUGGGGGUGGCUAUGGAGUUUCAGUUAUACACGCAUGCCAUUAUUAUUUCGAUGGUGUGCCCCACCAAAGAGCAAUACAUGGAUGUAAUCCGUACCGUUGUUGAGAAAGAGUUAAGCCCCCUUUCACCUCUUGCUCACGCCUACUGUACGUUUAACGAGCUACCGCUUCCUGGAUUCGCGAGUUCGCCAACAUCUACGUUGCCCAGUGCACCGACGGGAGGGUGUGAGGUUUGCGUUCGGCAGUCCUGGGUGCAGCACGCGGCACUGUUUGUGUCUAACUUCACUAGGGAAAGUGCGGUGGGCUUGGUACAGCUGGGAGAUGCCCUUGUAAAAGAAGGGUUGAUUGACGAGGCCUAUUGUUGUUUUCUGCUCGCUCAUCUUACUCCGAUGGGAAAUGUUGCCCCUCAGCAGCUACCACAACCCCAACAGCAGCACGUCAUGAAUCUUCUUCGUGUGCGACUUGGCGCAUUGGGUGGGCACUGCCGUCCUGACGGUGUGCGUGUGGUUCUGACGCCGAAAUUGCUGUUUCUAGCUGAUGUUGUAGACAACAUUCGCUGUAACCUUGAAGUGUCUGCACAACCUGCAGCAACGGAAGGGGAGGGUUUAGUGAUGCGUCACGGACUUCCCGCUCGCUCGCCUGCCAGCAAAGUUGUGUUCUGCUAUUUGCAAAUGUUAUGGUUACAGGAGGUGGGUCUGCAUGAUAUGGCGGAUCCUUUCAUGGCACACACACUCCGGAUGGCACCGACGUCAUCCAAGAACUCGGCACCAUUCACUUUGAACCGCCUGCUCGCCUCCGGACCCCCUGUCCCUGCGCCAGCCACUGCAACCGAUGCUGCCGUCGCACCUGUCCCCAUUCCCACCCCUGGUACGCCUCAGCCGAAAACGGCUCCACCAGCUCCUGGACUUCUAAACAAAGGGAUCGGACCAAGGUUUGGUGCCCAGACGUCACAAAGAGUACUGCCGCGGAUAGGACCAGACGGGUACCGUGUAACCACGAUGCCCACUGCCCCGCAGACGUCGCCGCCGGUGCCAAUGCUAGCAGGAGCGUUUACGCCCAACGCACCGGGAGGCGCCCAGACCGCAGGCUCGUCCAUACCGCCACCGCCUGCCUCAUUCCAGUCAAAAGUAGUGUCUACUGCGCCACCUCCUCCACCUCUUUCGUGCCAGGUGAAAUCAGUCCCUGAAGGCGGUGCGGUAGAGAGUGAACCUACCAACCCGAACUCGGCCAGUUCCUCUUCCACUUCGUUCCCUGCUGCGCCACCCACUACCGCUCGCGGCCGUCCCGCUGAGCCUGGCCCAACUCAAGAUCCCGGAAACAACGAGCGAACACAAGAGCCAACGAAGCAGCAGAGACAACAGCCGCCCCGCUCAGGCUCUCUUGGUGCCCUCGCCAGUUUCUUGUUCCGGCGCAGCGGCUCCAAAGACAACGAAGCGAAAAAGGACGAACCAAAGAAGAUGAUCAUUGACACUGAGAAGCCUCCUAAGUUUGACCCCACGAGGGGUUGCUAUCUCUUUCCCGAGUCUGAAGAGGAUAAGAAAGUGGCAGAGAUGAUCAAGGCGGGUCCUAUGAUGCGAUUUUCCGUGAAGCAGCAAGCCCCGCAGGGACCGGUUAACCGCCGAAUGCCCGUAAGGACGAAAUAUGUGGACACAUUUAACUCCUCCUGA